CUGUGAGCCAGAGUGACACCCAAAGUACCCUCAGUAAGAGGGUGGCAGGUCAGCCAGGCCAGAGCCUGGACCUGGGGUCAGGAAGGGGUCACAGGGAGGGAUGGAGGGGCCAAAAACUCUGGGACCAUGUGGCCACUCCCACUCCCAGUGUCCCCCAGCCCCAGCCUCGGGCAGCCACGGAGGAUGCUUGGAUCAGCCCUGCCAGGGAUUUGUAAGGUGGCCCUGUCUGGUUCCCAUCCCCUCCACUCACUCACUGGAGUCUGUGAGGACUUUUCCAGCCCCGGGGUCAGGGGGCAGGGAGCCCAGGGUGGGGGGUGAGGCAACCAGGGUCUUUCUUUCAAGUGAAGAAGGAGAGAUGCAGUGGCAGAGAAUGAGAGAGCCAGUAGGGCCAAGACAAAGAGAAAUGGAGGCAGAACUGGGGUGGGGCUGGCCCCUGCACCAAGGGCAAGAGCAGGGGCCAUUCAGGCAGGGGGGAUCCCCCUGUACGGGGCCUAGACCCUGCCCAUGUCCAAGCCUUCCAUUGGGAAGAGGGGUCCCAGCCUCACCCAGAGUAGCCCCCUCUCAGCUCCAGAGCGGGCCGCUGGGGUCUGCAGAACAAUCCUUUCUCCAGCUGGAGCAGGAGAACCACAGCCUGAAAAGGCAGAACCAGGACCUUCGGGAGCAGCUGGGGGUCCUCCUGGGUCCAGGACAGCAGUUCCUGCCCCUGUGUCCAGAGCACUCAAGUUGCACAGCCUUGGCCUGGUCCCCUGAAUCAGCCAGCACCCGGCCCCUGGAGGACAGGACACCUGUUCAGCUGCUACGGCGGGAGCUGUGCCAGGGGGAGGAGGCCUUCGUUCGGCAGUCUCAGAACGAGCUACAACAAAUACGACUGUCCUUUGAGAGGAAGAAGAUGGCCAUCACCGAGGUAUGGGACGGUGUGGCCGAGGUACACAUGGCUCUGAACAACCAGGCCACUGGGCUCCUGAACCUCAAGAAGGACAUCCGGGGCGUGCUAGAGCAGAUGGAGGACAUUCAGCUGGAGAUUCUGGGGGAGCGGGCCCAGUGCCGCACCCAGGCCAGGAAGGAGCAACAGAUGGAGUGCACAGAGGCUGCUGGCCCUGAGGCUGCUACUGGGCGCCCUGCUGGCCUGCACCGCUGCCUACGUGUACGUGGUGGACCCCGCACCCUUCGAGGGGCUAGUGCCGCCCCUGAUGAGCCGAGCCGCCGUCUGGAAGCUCCGGGCCCUACUGGGCCCCUUCCUGCGCCUCGAGGUGGACGACUUCCUGCCCUUCUAGGCCGGAGGCCCAGCGGCCCCAGCGAGGAGGAGGCCAGGCGGCCACCGGCGCUGCCCUGGGUGCCCACUGGCCCCGUCAGCCCCUGGCCACAGCACUGCUGCACACCGUCCCUGCCAGGAGCUGCGGAGAAGGGUGGAGGCAGGGUCUGUCCUGAGGGCUGGGCCUGCGGCUGGACAUAUAGUCGUGACAUGCUUGGUGUGUGAGCUUGUUUCCAUGGAAACAGUGUGGAAGGGGCAUUUUGGUGCUUCCUAAAGCAACCUAUCCCAAGGAGCCCUGUCAAUCUGGCAGUGGUGGGGAGGGGUCCUUCAGGGCAGGAUCCCUGCCUCAACCGCAAGCAUCAGUGUUGACUCCCAUGUCCCAUAUUGCUGCCCUCCACCCCAACAAUGAUGGUUUCCCCUGAAAGGUAUCUGCACAGUGAGAACCAGGGGUCCAUGGUUCAAGCCCUCCCAGGUACCUCAGAGGUCAUGCUUGAAUCCCUGAGUCUGCUGACUCAACUGACCUCGUAGUGUUCCCAUUACCCACCAUUCCCCUACCACCCCACUCCACUCUUCA
Messenger RNA from Ictidomys tridecemlineatus (thirteen-lined ground squirrel), 1826 nucleotides. The record is from RefSeq and is a predicted model, not a curated record. Lineage: Eukaryota; Metazoa; Chordata; Mammalia; Rodentia; Sciuridae.